GAAUUAUUGAUGGCAAUGGCAAUUGCCAUUUUUGUCGCAGUGACAAGUCUUGUUUCUGCAAAAACAUACGAGAUUUCAACGGAAUGUCCAAAUUCUUUGAACAAAACUACAUUGCUCGCUCACGAACACGAUUGUACCAAAUACUACAAGUGCUUUAACGGACAAAGACAAUCUAUGGAUUGUCCAGUAUUUAUCCCAGGCCAUAGAAAACAUUUUGACAUUGAAUCUCAAUCUUGCGUUCUACCAUGGAAAUCAAAAUGCGUAUCCCAAACAUUCGAUUGUUUUACCGAUGGUUACGUACAAUCCCAUCCUUACAACUGCACUUUAUACUACGUAUGCACGAACGGUGAAAAAGUUGAAAACUCGUGCAAAGAAGGAGAGCUGUUCGAUUCUAAAACUAUGAAAUGUGUGGCUAAGGAGAAGGCGACGUGUAACGUUUAUAAGAACGUAUGCCCCAAUGGUAAAUUUGAUCCUGUAUUCUUGCCCCACGAAUGCAAAUGUCAAUCUCUAUAUUACGAAUGCGUCGAUGGAGAAUUCGUCGAAAGACGUUGUCAGAAAAAUGAAGAUUUCGAUGUUAAAAGUAGGAAAUGCGUUUUAUCUGAAAAAUUGGGAUGCAUCAUGAUCUCUACCAAUGAUUGUCCUGCAACCGGUAUCGCAUAUAUUGCUGACAAGACCGAUUGCAGUUCGUAUUACUUGUGCAAGGAUGGGAUGAAAAGCAAGAGAGUUUGCGACUUUGGAUUGUCUUACAACGAGGAAACUUCCAUGUGCACUUGGCCACCGAGUAACAUGUGCUCUUCGAAAUCGUUAAAACCGAGGAAGGUUACGCCUAAUGCGAUUGAGCAAGUUGAGAUUAGUCGAAAAUGUCCGCCGAAGGGAUCAGAGGAGAAACCUGCGAAAUUUCCGCACGAAUGCUCUUGUACCGUCUAUUACGAGUGCAAGGAUGGACAAUUGUUCCGUGAAACAUGUCCGAACGGCCUGAUUUACGAUUACAUUCGAGAAGUUUGCGAUUAUCCGUAUCGUGCCAAAUGCAAAAACCAAAAGUUCAAUUAUAAUUUUGCACUCGCAAAUUCUGAAUGUCCACCAACUGGUCAUGCAUACUUACCUCAUGAAACAAAUUGCUCCUUAUAUUACGACUGCAAUAAUGGUUACAACUAUCUAAAAUCGUGUCUACAAGGACAUUAUUUCAACGAUUUAAUCGAAUCGUGUGACUUAUCUUGGAAUGGAAAUUGUAAGAAUUCGUCAACAUCUCCUAUCUCUACUUCUACUACUACUACUACUACUACUGCUACUAUUACAACUACUACUACCACUAUUACAACUCCUAUUACCACUAUUACAACGCCGCAAUCUUCUGAAUGCGUGGAAUGUCCCAAUGGUUGCAAUUGUAUUAGCCGAUUUCCUGAUCCUCACAAUUGUUCCCUGUAUUAUCAAUGUGAAAAUGAUAAAAAAGUUUCAAAGGCAUGUCCCGAAGGCCUUCAUUACGACAGUGUGAAUCAGAUUUGUAAUUUUCCGGAAAAUGUGAAUUGCGAAAAAUGUAAAGAGGGAGAGAAACGUUCUCACGAAUGUCAAUGCAAUCAAUAUUACGAAUGCAUAAACGGAUACGAAGUGCUUCAGAUAUGUCCGCAGGGACAAUACUUUGAUUGGAAGAGAAAAAUAUGUAAAAAAGGGAAGUGUCCUGACCAAAUGGAUCGAAUUGAUUGUGUUGGUACUUGUUCGUCGUUUUAUUCCACAGAAUAUUUGCUUCAUAAAGAUUGUGACAAGUAUUGCGUAUGCGAAAAUGGAUAUCCCUAUAUCGUUAAUUGCCCCAAGAAGAAGGUCUACAAUCCAAAGAAUCAAACAUGCGAUUGGCCAGAAAACGUGGCGAAUUUGACGUGCGAUCCUUUUCAGUGCGAUUCCAGUUCCGAGGGAGAUAAUCUUCCUCAUGAAUGUCACUGUGAUAAAUAUUUCGUGUGCAGAAAUGGAAUGAAAUAUCGUGAAAAUUGCGAAGAAGGAAAAUACUUUGAUUAUGAAAAAGAAAUUUGUGUUAAUAUUAAUCAAGCUCAUUGUUAUCGUGGUGAAAAAUUAGAAUCAGAACCAUAAUGCAAUAGAACCUGUAUAAUUUAUAAUUCCACGUAUUCAAAGCUUUAUAAUUGCAAUGUGAAAAUGUGAAACGGGAAGAAUCAGCACGUAUCCCAAAAAUCUCUACUAUGAUGAUGAGGACAGAGGAUUGAUCUGAGAACAUA
Messenger RNA from Apis dorsata (giant honeybee), 2222 nucleotides. RefSeq lists its product as uncharacterized. The record is from RefSeq and is a predicted model, not a curated record. The transcript has a single exon. Gene Ontology annotation, cellular component: extracellular region. Gene Ontology annotation, molecular function: chitin binding. Bases 10 to 2079 code for a protein of 689 amino acids. Lineage: Eukaryota; Metazoa; Arthropoda; Insecta; Hymenoptera; Apidae.